Molecule: messenger RNA, 1692 nt
Organism: Astrephomene gubernaculifera
Lineage: Eukaryota; Viridiplantae; Chlorophyta; Chlorophyceae; Chlamydomonadales; Astrephomenaceae
Source: the annotation of a GenBank genome assembly
GUGCUGGUGAGGCUGGUGUCCAAGGCCCGCCGCUACUUCCCCCCCUCCGCCCUGUGGGAGGUGUGGCGGCUGGUGGGGCCUGCCGUACGGGGGGUGGCGCGGGGGGGGCGGCCGGACGCGGGGUGGGAGGGGGCGGGGCUGCUGGCGCUGCUAGCACCCACCCACAACAUGUGCAGCCUGGAACCCGCCUCCCUCAACUCGCUGCUGUCCGAGUGGGUGGGCGCCUGGGGGCUGCAGGCGCAGAGUGCGGAGUGGGACGCGGCGUGGCUGGGGCUGCUGGGCCGGGCGGCCAAGCAUGACUGGAAGGGCUACCUCGACUGGUCCCCCCACCUGGCGCACAUCUUCGCCGCCGUCACCGCCCUCUUCCAGCUCCCAGUCGGCACCUCCGGCCCCCUCGCCGCAGCGGGCGGAAGAGGAGGCGGAGGAGGGGGCAGGGGGGGCGGGGGAGGGGUGGGGGCGGGGGGAGCGGAGGGGCUGGUGGGGAGGGGGGUACCGGCGAGGGCGGCUGGGCUGUAUAAGGAACAGAUGACCCAGGGCCCCCGCCACGCCGCCCGCCUCAUCGUGCACCUCCUCCGCCACCCACCUCCCACCACCACCACCGACCUCACCUCCACUGCCACCGCAACCGCUGUUGAUGCUACUUCGGCCCCUACAACCGCAGCCUCCUCCUCCUCCUCCUCCGCCUCUGCCUCUGCCUCUGCCGCCGCCGCCUCCGCUGCUGCUGCCGCCCACCUGCAGCACCUGACCUCCCUUUUGGAGCAGUACUACCAUCCCUCAAACACGGGCAAGUGGUGUGGCUCGCUGUCCUCCUUCCUGCGACACCUGGUGGAGGCGGCAUGCAAGCAGCUGGAGAGGCAGCAGGGGGGGCAGCAGGGGCAGGGUCAGGGGGGAGAAGGGCAGGGGGGACAAGGACAGCAGCAACCCCAGCAGGGACAACAAGGGCCGCCGCAGCAGCAACAGCACCAGCAACAACCCCAGCCGCCGCAGCAUGAGGACAGCGAGGCGGAGGACUACCUGCGGGUGUCCCUCAGCGGUGGGGGCAGCAGCGCCAACACCAGCGCGGGGGGCGCUGCAGGGGGAGGUGCGGGAGCAGCAGCAGCAGCAGCUCCCGGCUUCCGUCCCCCUGCCCCACCUCCCCCUACCGCCUCCCAGCUGCAGGAGCCCCAGCUGGCGGUGCUGGUGGGGUGCUGUACGACACUGGCGGCACGGGGGCAGUUCUCCAAGGAUGCGGGUCUCUCCGCCACCUCCAUCUCCGCCCUCUCCCGCCUCGCCCUCCUCUCCCCCGCCCGCGUCCUCCCCCUCGUCCUCUCCCGCUUCCGCACCGCCCUCGCCUCCGCUACCGCCCCACACCAGCUGGCAGCCGCCACCUCCACCCUCGCGCUCUGCGUGCGGCCGCUGCUGCUUGCUUGGAACCGGUGCUGCGGGGCCGAGGGGGGAGGAGGUGGUGGGGAAGGAGCAGGAGGAGGAGGAAUGUACGGCGGAGGUGGUGGUAGCGGUAUUGGAAUGGAGGCGGGAGGAGAAGGGCACUUCGGAGGGGGAGGAGGAGGAGGGUUAGGAGAGGAGGAGGGGGCAGCAGCUCUCCGUGCGUCCUCUGCUGCCCAUUUGCUGUCAGAGGCGCUCAUGGCGGUGCUUCCCGGGCUGGAUGCGAAUGACGAGGGCAAGACAUGUGCCGUACUACAGCUCUACGUUGCC